AUGAGUUCUAAUUGGUUCAAUAAGUGGCAAGAAAGGUUACGCGCAGAAGAGGAAGAGGAUGAAGAAGACGAUGAAGAAGAUGAAGAGAUGGAAAUGCAUGCAACACAAGUUAUGACGACGGCAGCUACUUGGUUGGCAAAUAACCAACUUCGUCCACAACCGCAAUGGAGUGGGUCAGUUCCCGGGCGUAAAUACAUCCCUCGAUUUCGCUCCCGUGAGAACGAUGAUCUUAUGCAAAAGUACUUUGUAGAAAAUCCGGUGUACUCACCAGAAAUAUUCAGACGCCGCUACCGAAUGAGGCGUGAAGUUUUCCUUCGCCUACUAGACGAUGUCCAGUCAGCUAACCCCUACUUCAGGCAAAAACGUGACAACAAAGGGCAACUCAGCUUUUCGCCUCAUGUGAAAUUGACUUGCGCACUCCAAAUGAUGGCUUACGGACAAGUGGCCGACUCUCUUGAUGAAAACUUCAUGAUGGAUGAAUCUACUGCUAUAGAAAACUUCGGUGAAUUUUGUCGUACGAUCGUCAUCAUCUACCAGCAACGAUAUCUUCGAGCACCAAACAGAGAGGAUCUGGAACGGCUCUUACAGCGAGCCGAACGACGAGGCUUUCCUGGAAUGAUAGGUUCGCUCGACUGCAUGCAUUGGCGAUGGAAGAACUGUCCAACUGGAUGGCAAGGAAGCUUUAGUGGAAAAUCAAGAAAACCAACCAUCGUUCUCGAAGCCGUGGCGGAUUUUGAUACAUGGAUCUGGCAUGCCUUUUUUGGAAUUCCUGGUACACAAAAUGACAUUACAGUCCUCGAGCGUUCACCACUGUUUGAUGCGCUCACUGAAGAGGCCUUCCGCAAAGACGUUGAAAGAGCAUUUGGUGUUCUCCAGGCAAGAUGGGCAAUCAUUAGACAACCUGCAAGAGGGUGGGGUUUGGAAAAUUUGUCCAAUAUCAUGUUGGCAUGCAUUAUCCUUCAUAAUAUGAUUGUUGAGGAUGAACGUGCCGAUUACUACAAUGGCGAGUCUGAUGAUGACGAACCGGAUCCAAAUAGGUCCAGAAGGGCUCGAGCUCGCAUCUUAGACGAAGCCAGAGAAAAUUUGGAAAGGGAUCCAAAUCCGGAAGAAUCAUCAUGUCGGAAUAUAUGUCUCGAUACAGAAUGA
Rosa rugosa (rugosa rose) is the source of this 1146-nucleotide messenger RNA. RefSeq lists its product as uncharacterized. The transcript is spliced from 2 exons. The record is from RefSeq and is a predicted model, not a curated record. NCBI's taxonomy places the organism in Eukaryota, Viridiplantae, Streptophyta, Magnoliopsida, Rosales, Rosaceae. The coding region runs from base 1 to 1146 and encodes 381 amino acids.